GAGGUUAGAAAACUUCCAUUCAGUUUCAUAAUAUUUUUACUAAUUUCAAGGGAAACUAUUAAUUUUCUUUGAAUUAUUUCUGCACACCUGUGCCCAUUAUUGAAUAGAAAGUGUGAUGCUGAAUAGAUUUAUUUUCCGUAGGCUGUGUAGGAGUUUUUGCAGACGAUACUCUAUUGUAGCGUCUGAUAUUUUAUUGUUUACCUCACCGGGAGAUAAAUUAAAAAGAUCAGCAGUCGUAGGCAACAUGGCUUAUAGGAAUAUGUGGAUGAACCAGCCGCCUAAUAAAAUGUUCCGACCAAACCGAUAUGAUGAUUACGGAUCAUACCCACCGCCCCUUAUGCAGCUUCCCAUUGUACCAAUGGAUCAUCAUCCCAUGGAACGCCCUAUGCAGGUUUCCUGUGGAGGCUUGAGGAAUCACCACCAUGGGAUGCUCGUGGAGCUCUUUGGGCGUGUUGUAAAGCAGCGCUUUGGUCGUUUCCUCCUCCUCAAAGAUGGUUCGGGGUACACUCAGCUAAUUGCAAAUAGCGAAGAUACAGACAUAUCCAUUCGUUUCCAAAAAAUGCCCGUUGAUGCUCAGCUACGAAUUGUAGGACGCUGCAAACUUCGUCCGGAAACCUCACGGAAUCGUUCUACUGCCACGGGGGACGUGGAGGUGCAUGUGCAGGAAAUUCUCAGCGUAAGAACACCAUACUCCGGAAGACCCCUUGCAGAUGUUGACCAGAAGCGUUCAAUGAGCACCUCUAGUCGUUCCUUUUUGGGUAUCACGGCUCCUGAACUUGCCAAGGCCAAGGGGACCAUCCGGGAGUACUUUGACAAGCGAAAAGUAACAUGUGGUGAGCUAAGGAUGGACAAUGUGGGACAGCAGAUUAGACUCGUUGGCUGGCUGGAGAAUAGUCAGCGACAUGGAAGAUUUUUCCGCAUGAGAGACGGUACAGGGUAUUGCCAAGUGACCGUUGCAGCAUCAAACAGGGAAUACAUUGAGAAAAUGUCAAAUUUCAAGGAGUCCGACAUUAUUUUCGUGGAGGGAACUCUAACAGCUCGUCCGCCAAAUAGUCGAAACACAAAAACCGAUACGGGAGACGUUGAAGUUAUCGUGGAGAAUUUCAAACUUCUUUCCCCGGAAGAGCCCUACAUCCUGCCUGAAUUUGAUAAGACAGAAGAGAAGGAAGAAGAUCCCGAUGAUCUUUUUAAAAACGACAAGAAUGGGGAUAGUGAUCAAGAAAUGACGGAGGAAAAUGUAAAAGAUGUCCCAAAAUCCCUUCCACCGAAUACAAAUCUCUUCACGUGUCGCACACACAAUUGCGGAGAGUUGAGCAUGCUGAAUGUGGGUGAGAAUGUUGUCCUCACGGGUUGGUUGAGUUUUCAGCGUAUGAAGAAAUUCAUAACUAUUCGCGAUGGCUACGGUACAACACAGGUAGUCAUCCCACCGGAGAAGGCAAAAGACAUUCCACUCGACACAAUGAGCUAUGAGUCCAUUGUUAAGGUUGUCGGGGUGGUAACGGCUCGCCCACCACAUCUCAGCAAUCCUGCCAUGUCAACUGGGGAGAUUGAAGUCCUCCUGGAGGAUUUUGAGCUGCUAAAUGAGUCCAAGAAGAACUUGCCAAUGGAAGUGCAUGAGUUCAACAGGGCCAAGGAGACUCUCCGACUUGAGCAUCGUUACAUUGAUUUGCGCUUCGCGGAUAUGCAACGCAAUUUGCGUACUCGAUCGACUGUCUUGAUGAAGAUGCGUGAAUUCCUCGUCAAUCGAUGUGGAUUUGUUGAGGUGGAGACUCCAACACUCUUCAGGGCUACGCCUGGUGGAGCCCAGGAGUUUGUAGUGCCAUCGAGGAAACGCGGACACUUUUACUCCCUUGUACAGAGUCCGCAGCAAUUCAAGCAGCUCCUCAUGGCUGGUGCUAUUGACAGAUACUUCCAAAUAGCUCGCUGUUAUCGAGAUGAAGCAACUCGCUCAGAUCGACAACCAGAAUUUACGCAACUAGAUAUAGAAUUAUCCUUUACUGAUCGUGACAAAGUAAUGGAAUUAAUUGAAGAAGUCCUCAAGAGUUCCUGGCCAGAGAGGGAGAAUGGUCCCCUAGAGACUCCCUUCAGGCGUAUGACCUAUGCCGAUGUGAUGUCCAAGUUUGGAAGUGACAAACCCGAUCUUCGCUUUGACUUCCCAUUUACGGAUGUAACAGAACAAGUAAAAAUCAAUGAGACCCUCCAAAGUACAUACCAUGACUUUGUGGCCUAUGCCAUUGUCCUCAAGUCUCCCAAUAAUGGUUUCCCGACAUCCCUGAAGAAUACAGUCGCGAAAAUGAUAAAGGAUCUCAAGGAGACACGGCUAUUUGUGUCAAAACUCAAGGAAACCUCAAUCGAAGCAUGGAUUGAAUCCAACAUCUCCAAUGCACUAUCGACUGUUGUUACCAAAGCCCUAGCUGAGAGCCUUUCACUUGAGCAGGGUGAUCUUCUCUUCUUGGCCAUUGGACAGCAGAAUAGAACACAAGAACUCAUGGGACGCAUAAGGAAUGUCAUCAUUGAUAGCCUAAUUACGCGAGAACUUCUCAAGAAGGACGGCAAGGGUGGACUGGAAUUUCUCUGGGUCACAGAUUUCCCCCUAGUUACACGCAAUGACGACGGGAAGUUAGAGAGUACUCAUCAUCCCUUUACAGCUCCACACCCAGAAGACGUUGCAGCGCUUAAAGAGCAGAAAAAUCUCGAAAGUAUCCGCUCAUUGGCGUAUGAUCUGGUGAUAAAUGGGAAGGAAGUUGGUGGUGGAUCAAUUCGCAUUCAUGACGGUGAUCUGCAGAAAUUUGUCUUGCAGACAAUCCUCGAUAUUGAUCACAAGCACUUGAAGCAUCUUAUUAUGGCUCUUGAAUCUGGUUGUCCUCCACAUGGAGGCAUUGCUCUGGGCAUAGAUCGCUUGAUGGCCAUCAUUUGUGAUACUGAAACUAUCAGGGAUGUUAUUGCAUUCCCUAAAGGACUUCACGGGAAGGAUCACAUGUCUCAGGCUCCGGUUGAGCUUAGUGAAGAAGAACUAAACCUUUACCACAUUGCUGUAAAACCUGAAAAGGAAAACAAAACCGGUGAUGAUUCAACAAUGUCGAUAAUUGCCGUAGAUGAUUCAAUGGAAGAUUCAGAUGAGAAAUGUCCUGCUCAAGAUCAGGAGACUUCUGAUGCCAUAAAGGAUCAUCCGUAGGAGGAACUCAGCUGAAAAGUUCAAGUAACUAAGAUAAUUGUUUUAUGGUUAUUGUUCAGUCCCUUUUUAUUCAACCUCUCAUUGUCCUCCCUUCCCACAAAAAGCAAAUCCAACACAAAAUAUUAGUGUCCUGCAUAGAGUCAAAUCCCCUGGUCAUGUAUUCAUGUUGAUAAAUCACACUAUCAAGAUCUUGAAUUAGCACCCGGACUCUCUGUUGGCUACUUUGUCCUGCUCUUCUGGGUCAGCGGGGUAGUCGGGUGGCUGGGCGUUGCCACCCCGGGUGUCCGGUGGACAGGCAUAAUGCUACUGAAGAGGGUAUUGGAGAUGGCAACAACGGGUGAGAAGAGUUUCAGAGGGUAUUGACUGCAAACAAAAGUCAGUUGUCAGUUUAAUGUGUUUGGAUAUAGAACAACUCAUUUUUAUCCUUAAUGCAUAAUUAUUUAAUAUUACAUAAAAAUGUAAAUGUAACCAAGAAUAAAAUAUAUUGUAAUCGGAAAGGUA
Messenger RNA from Lutzomyia longipalpis, 3676 nucleotides. RefSeq names its product aspartate--tRNA ligase, mitochondrial (gene AspRS-m). The coding region runs from base 116 to 3175 and encodes 1019 amino acids. Gene Ontology annotation, biological process: aspartyl-tRNA aminoacylation. The transcript is spliced from 5 exons. Gene Ontology annotation, cellular component: mitochondrion; cytoplasm. Lineage: Eukaryota; Metazoa; Arthropoda; Insecta; Diptera; Psychodidae. The record is from RefSeq and is a predicted model, not a curated record. Gene Ontology annotation, molecular function: aspartate-tRNA ligase activity; ATP binding; nucleic acid binding.